CGCUCGCUCGCUCGCUCGCGCAGAGGAAAACGUUGCGCAGGUUCAAAAAUGGAACGUCGGCGGCGUGAGGGAGCGCGAGGGGGUGUGCGCGCGUGCGCGUGCGCGUGCGCGCCCGGGCGAGGGUGACGGGGUCCCCGCCGGCCCGAGCAUCGCGCGCCUCAGCCGCGGCCCCGCAGCUCCGCCCCCGGCCCGGCCCGGCCCGGCCCCGGGCCCGCUCGCCCGCCGCCCCGCAUGGAGCUGUCAGCCAUCGGCGAGCAGGUGUUCGCGGUGGAGAGCAUCCGGAAGAAGCGCGUGCGGAAGGGUAAAGUCGAAUAUCUGGUGAAAUGGAAAGGAUGGCCUCCAAAGUACAGCACAUGGGAGCCAGAAGAGCACAUCCUGGACCCCCGCCUGGUCAUGGCCUAUGAGGAGAAGGAGGAGAGAGACCGAGCGUCGGGGUAUAGGAAGAGAGGUCCGAAACCCAAGCGGCUUCUGCUGCAGCGGCUGUACAGCAUGGACCUGCGGAGCUCCCACAAGGCCAAGGGCAAGGAGAAGCUGUGCUUCUCCCUGACGCGCCCACUCGGCAGCGGGAGCCCUGAGGGGGUGGUCAAGGCAGGGGCGCCCGAGCUGGUGGACAAGGGCCCCUUGGUGCCCACCCUGCCCUUCCCGCUCCGCAAGCCGCGCAAGGCCCACAAGUACCUGCGGCUCUCACGCAAGAAGUUCCCGCCCCGCGGGCCCGACCUGGAGAGUCACAGCCAUCCACGGGAGCUCUUCCUGCAGGAGCCAGCAGCCCCGGACGUCCUGCAGGCGGCCGGCGAGUGGGAGCCUGCUGAGCAGCCCCCCGAGGAGGAGGAUGCAGACCUGGCCGAGGGGCCCCCUCCUUGGACUCCCGUGCUCCCCCCGAGCGAAGUGACAGUGACCGAUAUCACCGCCAAUUCCGUCACCGUCACCUUCCGCGAGGCCCAGGCGGCUGAAGGUUUCUUCCGGGACCGCGGCGGGAAGUUCUGAGUCACCGUUUUUACUCUUCGUAAACUGUUUGCUUUUGGGCUUGGGGUGGGGACUUCCAGAGAUGGGGAGGGGUUGGGGGCGGGGUAAUUAUUUUAUUUAAAAAUAUAUGGAACAGGAGAAGGGGGGGAAGAUCCUGACACUUUCCCGCCACCUCGCCCCUUUCUCUGCGUGUGAUGUUUACAGAAAGGCUCGGUGGUCUGUCUGGGGGGCUGGGGAGGCCCGGCAUCGCUCUGUCGGUCAGGGUGCCGUCUCUGGGCCCCCCACCCCCGGAUGCCUCCACCACCAGUGUUCUCUAGAGACGCAGCAGCUGGUCCCAGGAACCAAAGGAGAACGGGAAGGCCCAGACCCUCUCCCUUGAGCCACCCCCUCCCGCCUUUUUGGUUGGUUUCCCUUUUCCGUUUUGGGGGCGGGGGUGGGGGUGGGUCGCUGUGUGUCACUUUCCACCCCGGCUUUGCGGUGGGAUACGGAGGCUGGCUUUGGCCAAAAAGGACUGGGUCAAAAUGAGGGGGCAGGAGGAAGGCUUUGAGGUUGCUGGGGUGCGUUCCAGACCCUUCAGAGAGGUCUUCCCCUGGGGGUGGCUGCCCGCCGAGCCCCUUCUCCGGGGAGCUCCCCCACCCGCAUCGCCUGACCCGUGAGGUGGGCGCACCCGGCCCCAUGCCCUCGCGACCACGCGCGCUGCCUGCAGGCGUGGGCCGUGGGCCUUGCAAAUCUCCUGUUCGGAAACCCUGGCCCGGGGAAUGCGGGGCGAUUCGCAGCACCUGAGAACUUGUCGGGGGCACCCCACCCUUAACCACCCUUGUACAGCACAUCAUGUGACGGGCUCUGUCCCAACUCUGUUUGCUCACAGCUGUCAGCAGAGGGCAGGAUGGCCUCCGAUGCUCCCAGCACGCAGUGGGGUUUUGUGGCUUCACCUGGCCGGCCACAGGUGUGCACGUGUCUGUGCAGGUGCGCCGUGGGUCAGCACUGGCUCUGAGGCACUUGGGCCCUGUCCUUCUUCCCCCGAGGGGCUCUUGUUUUCUCUGACUCAGGUGACUUUUCAACCCUACCCACUCCUCUCUUUUUCUGCCCUCCCAGAGAGGGAGGGAGCGUCCCGUCACCUUCUCAGGGCAGCCUCACCUCCCGAAACUCUCCCUCCUCCCAUUCUGUGUCCCCUUCCCAUUCGUCCGAAAUGCCACAGCCGGGAGCGACCUAGCUUUCCUGUGGGGGGACCUCUGCCGUGUCUCUCUGCCGUCUGGCUGCGGGGGACGGUGGGUCAGGCUGUGUGUAAGCCCCGGGCCCACCCGGCAAGGGGCUGUGGCUGCCAGGAGGAGGGGCCCUCGGUUCCUGGUUUGCGCAAAUGUGCCCCGCAGGCAAGUGGCUUCCCAGGCAAUGAGGAGCGUCCUCUCCCCCUCUCCCCUGCCCCAGCCCCGUAAGGGAGAAAAAGCCAGAUGACAGGGGCGGGGGGGUGGGGGGUGCCAGGGGAGCAAAAGUAAAAGGCUGGCUCCCUCUCCCUUUCCCCCAUCAUCAGAGUGGGGGCGCUUGGGGGGGGCCUGCCCGCCCUCUCCCAGGGCUCUCUCCCCACUCUGCUUUGUCCUGAGGAAGUCAGCAGAACCCUGCUGAGGCAAGGAUAGGGCGGUUCUUCCCCCAGACCCCUUCUCCCCAGGUUCCCAAACCAAAGACAGCCUGUACCCCAUUUUUGUUUGGGGUGCCCUGCUGGCAAGAUUCCUAAAUCCCUGAGUCUCUCUCUCCCCUCCCUCCUUAAUCCUUCGUUGUCCAGGGUCAAUUCAGUGCUUCCAUUGGGGGGUGGUCCCCUCUGGUGGUUCCUCCCAGCCUGGGAAGUUGACUCUAGAGGAGUAUGUGGGGGUGGACCAGGGAAGGAGGGGCACCUGGACACCUCCACCCUGCCCAGCUGGGAGACCCUGGGUCGGGGAAGGGCAGUUUGGAAUUGGGGGGGUGUCUCCCAGGACAGGGGCUCCCAACAGAUGUGAGGGUGGUGGGGAGGGUGGCCGGGGGUGGGGGUCUGUCUGAUUGAAUGCCGUCGCCCGUGGCUUUGGGACCGGGCUGGCGGCUUGCAAUAGAAGGAACCCCCCUCCUCCAGGGGACAUGGGACCUCUUCCUGCCUCAUGGGCACUUUGAAAGAGCUGUUUGUGCAAUUAGCAGGCCUGGAGAUUUGGGGGGCUCUUUGUGGAGUGAGACGGCUGAUGUUCUGUCUGCUGCAGCAAAACGCUUCUUGCCCCUUCCUCAGCAUCCCGCGUCUCAGAGAGGGCAGAACCCUGGGAGCCGGGGCUCCCCGCGGCUCCCUGGGAUGGAGACCUCUAUGAGGGGCUGGGUGCGGCCUUGCAGGCCUCUUCCCAGCCCUGAGCGUCCCAGUGGGGCCUGGGACACUGAGCUCCCACCCCACCCCUCCCCAGAAGGCCAGUACUUGCAGGGGUGGGGGUUCUUAGAAAGAGUUGGACCCCCUGUCUUCCCCCCCUCCAGCCCCCACCCAUUUUGAAUGUAGAGAGCCCGGUCGGUACUUUCCUCUUGCUGUGGGAUGGGGCGAGGAGAGGAUUCCUCCACCCCCGCACGGCCACUUGUGAUGCCCAGCCGAGCCCUGUCAUCCCUCCGGGGUGAUGAUCCCCUUGCUGACUCCCCUCCUGCGGGGGCCGCUAUGCCCGUGUAAGGUGGCUUAGCUUUGCUUUGUAAGUGGCCAGCCCGGCCUCCACGUCUCAGCACAGGAACGCUGCCUUUGCGCGGAAUGAGCGUCGAGCUUUGUUCAGACAACGUGAAUGUAUUUGGGAGGGUUGGGGGUGUGAGUUGAUUCCAAGCACAUGCCUUUUCCGAGUGAGUGUGUGCUGGGAGGGCUAGAGCGGACGCAGAGCGCGGUUUAUUUUUGUACUGAUAUUGGUAAGAGACUGUAUAGCAUCUAUUUAUUUAGAUGAUUUAUCUGGUAAAUGAGGCAAAAAAAAUUAUUAAAAAUACAUUAAAGAUGAUUUUGAAAAAAAAAAAAAAAAAAAAGCUCUUGCAUUCGAGCCUUCGUUUUUGGCGGAGUCACAGCUGGGCCGAGGAAGGAGCUCCAGCCCCCAGGGAUUUAGGUCCCAGGUCUGCCAUUUACUGACCGUGAUCUUGGACAUUUUCUGAGCCCUCCAGAUGUACAGCAGGAUUACUUUGGGUGGGGGUGGGAAAGGGGUUGGGGACUGGAGGCUGGAGCAUAGAUGGGCAGGCGCCCACCAUUAGGGUCCCUGCAGGGUGUCAUCAGAGGCCGGGAUCCCUUCACCUUUUCUCUGCUUCCUGCCAAGAGUGUUCUCUUCUAGAACCCGGGGGUGGUCCAUAUCCCGAGUCUCUGCGGUUGCAGGUUCCGGAACCCUGGACUCUCAUGGGCUAAUGCUCACCUACCGUUCAGCUAAGCUCGGCACACCUGUCUGGGCCCAGAAAGUGGCGGUCGGAGCAAACAUGAGUGGGGGCUGGGAGAGUCCGCUACCCUCCUCUGCAUUUAGGCUCAUGCUGGGCUCAGGGUAGAGACCGCGAACAGGAGCGUGCAGGACUGGUAACAGAGAACAGGUAAGAGUCAACUUGUGUCCCAACCCUCCCAGUGGCCGCCCAGGUGGGGAGUGGUGGUGCCCACAGCCACGGAUGUGUCAGGGAGAGGGGGAGAACGGAUCGGCUGGCGAUAGACUUAGGUGGUAGAAUUACCAAGACUUGGGAAACGAUUUGGUGUGAGGGCGAGGGAGGCAUCACGAUGAUGCCCCGGUUUCUGGUUUGGACAACCGGGUAGAUGGUGGUUCUUCAUGUGGGUGGAGGCUAGAGGAGGAGAAGCAGGUUUGGAGGUGCCUUGGCCACCCCAGAAGCAGAGCCCAAGAUAGGGGCUUUAUUUGGGAAGUGAUCCAAGGAGUAGGGGUGAGGGGGGUAGAAUGGGUCAGGGAAGGAGGAGAAGCCGCAAUGAGGUGGGCUCUUGAGGUCGCCAUUAUGGCAACUACCGUGUCAUUCUACCUGAGGUCACCCCAGAAGGACACACGUGUCGCCCAGAGUCGCCCAUUCCCGAAGGAUGAGGGCCGGGAGCAUUAUUCCCUGAGCCCUGGUCAAGGGUUGCCCCAGGGUUUGCGAACCCAGCCCCCAACUUCCAAGAUUUGCACAUGUCGGCGGCCACCGUCCAUUACCCCAUCUGUCUUAUUGGAAGAGCCUGGGGCAGAAAGUGGAGACGCGCUGCCAGUCUAAUUGCACACGGAACCGUCCCCUUCCACAGCUGACCCAGAGCCGAGGCCAAGUGUGCCCGGGGGGCCACUAAAGGCGUCUGACACGGCCCACGCCUCACACCGCUCCUCUGUGCGUUCGCCACACAAAUUCACUCUCGUGGAGUCUUCCAGACGGUGGCCAGUUACACUCUCUAAACAAAGACUUAGCAGCGAGAGUCCUCGGUGCCUUGGCCAACCCCAAGCCUGUGUCUGACCCUCACCAUCUCCCUCACUCAGCCCGAGUUCGCAUUGGUCCAGGCUGUCUGCCCGGUGGGGUGACCCAGCCUCUUGUCCACAAAGAGUCUGAGUCCUUGUCGACUCGUCUUUGUCAGAUCAGCUGAGUUUGCCGCGAGUGCCCGUUUAAAAUCGCCACCGGGCACUGAGAGAUGCCUCAGUGACCUCUCUACCCGCAGCAUGUGGCGGUGACCCUGGCAUCUCGGGUAAGCAAGGUCAGUUCGCCACAUCAGUUAAGUAACCACGCUUUUCGCCAAAGCGACCGGUUGGUACUUGUAGCUUCCGAGGAAUUCCUUACCCUGUGCCGGAAACCAGGUCGACCUCUGAUUGACCAGGGUCUACACUGCCGCGGUGAGGAGGACCAGUGUAGCGUCUGCCCCCUCGGCUCUCCCUGGACACAGCACUGUUGGUGUCUACACUAGGUCCUGGCGGGCAAUGGCCCAGCUCUGCAGGGCGAUGGUGGCAGUGGUGGGAUGGAUGGGUGGUGUGGGCAGAGAAGGCAAACCCUCAUCGCGCGUUGGUGUCCGAUCUGCUAAGCGUGAACUGCCGACUUCUCCAGCAGGGAAGGAAGCCAGUGUAAUCGAAGGGUCAUCGACCCUUGCCACGAAGGGUCCGGCCGAUCUCCUUGAAGGAUGAUGCCAUAUCGAGGGCGAACCCUCAGCACCUGCCUCUGACAGGUUGGCCAUUCAUCAGCGAUGGGAACUAGCCUCGGGACAACUUUGUGAAAGGAAGCCCGGGCGGCCAGGCCACGCGCACCCUCCGUGUCACACCCACUAUGGUCAUUCCACUGGCGGGCUUACUGUGCAGGCACCGGCUGUCAAGGGCAGAGGCUGGCUGUCGUCCCCUGUCAGAUGGAUAGAUGGCUCGCCCUGUCCUCCUUGUGAGAUCUUCUCUGCGGCGAGUGCUCUCCGACGGGCACAAAUCCAGCGGCGCACGAGAGAAGAACGAGGCACGAACAAGUCAGGGGCAAGAGAAAGGGAGCAGGGGUCGACAGUUGGAAGGACAGUCGCCCCGCACGGCUCCUCAUUCCCAUAUUUAUCGGGAAAGUGCGAACCAUCAACAAAAAGACUUCAAGAUUCACUACAGCGUUCAAAGAGCCUUCUCCGGAGAAGGACAGAACUCGCUUAAGCGCGUGGCGGGAGUCAUCUAGGGUCGAGCGAGCACAAUCAAAGACCCCGAUCGGAUCCGUGGCAGGUGGUUGUGGUCUCUGAGGAAGCAGAGAAGUACAGACCAAAGAGGCAGGCGGCAGGUCCACCUUGAGCGGGUCUCCCAGCUGCUCGGCUUCGCGACGUACGUCGGCCGCCUCUCCAGAGAGACCUUCCAAUAUACAUUUUCUCAAGGCUCUAUUAUUUCUGGCAUA
Neofelis nebulosa (Clouded leopard) is the source of this 6768-nucleotide messenger RNA. It is a transcript of the gene CBX7, whose product is annotated as chromobox 7. Bases 232 to 984 code for a protein of 250 amino acids. Gene Ontology annotation, cellular component: PRC1 complex. Gene Ontology annotation, biological process: negative regulation of transcription by RNA polymerase II. The transcript has 6 exons. The record is from RefSeq and is a predicted model, not a curated record. NCBI's taxonomy places the organism in Eukaryota, Metazoa, Chordata, Mammalia, Carnivora, Felidae.